Messenger RNA from Linnemannia hyalina, 1458 nucleotides. Lineage: Eukaryota; Fungi; Mortierellomycota; Mortierellomycetes; Mortierellales; Mortierellaceae. The record is from the annotation of a GenBank genome assembly.
AUGACCUCUAUCCCCAUAUAUACCAACACCUGCAUCGCCCCCGGCCCCUCCGGCACAUUCGUCUAUCUGGUCGGGGUUCCUGUCACAAACGAGGGAAGAUUGGAGGUGUAUACUGUCGACCUUUCUAACAUCAACUCGCCUGUGGCCAAGUUUAUAAACAGCCAGACGAAUGCCAUCUGGACCAGUGACACCGUAAAGGCCUGUUUCAACUUUGAGAGCAGCCAGCAAAACAGUCCAUUUAUCCUUCAGCAGUUCCAACCAAACUCCUACUUCGUCAACAUCUAUCCAAAUGGCACCUUUGCUUCCCCGGGGUACUUUAAUAACACAGAGUUUGUCACGCCCAAGCUAUGCUCUAACAAUCUAAACUACCUUUCCUCGCAGUAUUCGACAAGCAAACCGCUAAUCUCGGUCGGUACUUAUGUCACCGCCUCGGAAACCAUGACCCAGGGUCACCACGUCGUCUUUGAUACCAAUGGUGGUGGAGUGUUUUACUCGGUCCUAGACUCCACUAUUACCAUGGACAAUGUUGCCUAUAUUCUGGACCAAGCACCUGAUGCUUCAAUCCGCCUCUAUUCCAUCAUUCCCAGUCAGUCGACUAACCUGUUACCCGUGCCGGUUUCAGGCAAUGUUCCCAUGUUUUCCCCCUUCAUGACCGUUACGGCCUUGAAUGAAAACAUUAUUCUCUAUUCGAUUUCAGGUGUCGGUGUUGCGACGUUCAACAGUUUUGACACUGAUGCAUUGGCCUGGAGUGGUCCUAAUUUGAUGAUGCCCGCAAGCCCACCGAGCCCACCGAAACCGUCGCCCACUUCCUGUCCAGACAGUGGUUGCUCCACGCCCACGUCUCAUACUGGCGCCAUCAUCGGAGGCGUUGUCGGCGGAUUGGCUCUCCUUGCCAUUGCUGCAUUCUUCCUUAUUCGUUACCGCCGCAAGUCCAACAAGAGCGCCUCUGGUGCAGUUUCUGCCAGCUCUACUGAGGCCGAGAGCCAGUAUAUGGGUACAGUGCAGCCAAUGCAGCAGAACCAUAUUCUAAAGCAUCAAUCGAUGCAGCUGCCUCAAUACCAACAACAGAACCAGCCUCCAACGCAGCUGCAACAUUGGCAGGCCAUUGACCCUUACCAGUCGCUCAACCCCCAGGCCCACAGUUUGAACGAAGGUAGUGGCUCUCCUACCCGGACUCUUGUUCAGCAGCAGCAACAGCCAAGCCCGGUCAUUUUCAGGCCUCAGUCUCAGUGGGAUGCUACCAGCCAAGCCCAUCUACAGCCCUAUAUGUACUUACCUCCAAGCGUUGGCACCGUCGCACCGCAGCAGACCAACACAGGAAUCAACGCAUCCUAUACCCAGCCAGUCUAUACGCAAGGAGUCAGUGCGCCGCAUACUCUCUAUGCUCCUGCAAGUCAGAUCCACACAACCCCCAUUGGCAGUCAGCAGAAUGUGCAGCCACAAUCGGUCCCAAAAUAA